This is a messenger RNA of Syzygium oleosum, 2820 nucleotides long. Its product is annotated as protein BONZAI 1-like. Gene Ontology annotation, biological process: cellular response to calcium ion. The record is from RefSeq and is a predicted model, not a curated record. The transcript has 15 exons. Gene Ontology annotation, molecular function: calcium-dependent phospholipid binding. NCBI's taxonomy places the organism in Eukaryota, Viridiplantae, Streptophyta, Magnoliopsida, Myrtales, Myrtaceae. The coding region runs from base 635 to 2365 and encodes 576 amino acids. Gene Ontology annotation, cellular component: plasma membrane.
AGGAAUCUGCAUUAUGGCGCACGCCGUUCAUUUUCGCAGAAAGGAAACGAAGACGAGGAACAUCAAGGAAGUGUGGUAGGAAGAGUCAACGCCGCCUUCAUAUUUCGCACGUCUCCAGUUGACUAGCGAAGCAGGCCAAACGAAAACGAUUUUCGAUCCGGCCUUGUCUUUCCCCUUUUGGAUGACGAAUUUUACAAUUUACAGACAGCUCAGCUCAGCUCAGCUCGGCCAUUGAAUGGAGGAAUUGAUUUGAGGGGAUCGUGUGAUUCGUGAUCGAAAACAAAGAAAAAACAGAAAAGAAGAAGGAAAGAAAAGUGAGGGAGGGAAGGAAGGAACGCGGCUUUGAGGCCGAGGCACGACAGGCAAAAGCCAAGUGGGGGCCAACGUCCCUGACUCCAGUCAGCCCCUUCCUUCUCCUCCAUUUCUCCUCCUUCAGCUCUUUGGCGAAAAGGCAAAGAGCUUGGCGAUCGAUUCAUCUGCCUCCCGCAUCUGCUCCCUGUUUGUUUGUUUGUUUGUUUGUUUGAUACCCUUUUCUCUCUCUGGGGUGGCGGCGGCUUCGUUGGUGGUGCUUCUCUCUUUGAAGUGAAGGAGGAGAGGAGACACUGUUACUCAGUCUGCCGCGUUCUGAGAGGGGAUGGGGAAUUGCUGCUCCGACGACCGCGGCGGCAGGGCGGCCAUCGGCGGCACUCCGGCUGUUAUUGGCCUCGGCAACGGCAACGACGCCCCCAACGACGCCGUUAACCUCUUCCUCCGUUCUCGCGGCUACCACGGCCUCUUCUCUCAGAUCCAGCUGUCUUUCUCUGCCUCGGGCCUGCGAGAUAGGGACGUCCUCUCUAAGAGUGAUCCUAUGUUGGUUGUCUACACAAGAGGAAGAGAUGGAGCACUUAAGGAGGUGGGACGGACAGAGGUCGUGCUCAAUUCAUUGAAUCCCAAGUGGAUCAAUACCCUUAAUGUCACUUACCAGUUUGAAAUUGUGCAGACAAUGUCGUUUCAUCUGUAUGAUGUGGACACUCAGUUUCACCAGAUGGAAGUAAAGAUGCUUAAGCUUGAGGAGCAGCAGUUUCUUGGUGAGGCCUCCUGUGCUCUUUCUGAGAUCAUUACCAAAUCAAACAGGUCAUUGACCUUAGAUCUGACAUAUGGAGAAGAAUAUACAGGAUUAAGUCGUGCUCAAAAUUGUGGAAGGCUUGCUGUGCUUGCUGAAGAAUGCAUUAGCUCUAAGACUACAACUGAGAUGACUUUGAGGUGUUCAGAGUUAGAGCACAAGAAUCUCUUCACAAGGACUGAUCCAUUUCUGGUCAUUUCAAAAAUUGUGGAGAGUGGAAUUUCAAUUCCAGUCUGCAAGACGGAGGUCAUCAGGAAUGAUCUCAAACCUACGUGGAAGCCAGUAUUUUUAAAUAUCCAACAAGUUGGAAGCAAGGACAGUCCCUUGGUAAUAGAAUGCUUCAACUUUAAUAGCAGUGGAAAACACGAUUUGAUUGGGAGACUGGAGAAGUCACUAUUGGACUUGGAAAAGCUUCAUUCUAGUGUGAAGGGAGAAAAUUUAGUUUUACCAACCGGAAAUAAGGUCCUGAAGAGCCAGCUAUUUGUGGAUACGUUUUCUGAGAGUACCCAACAUACUUUUCUAGAUUACUUGGCUGGGGGAUUUGAAAUUAAUUUCAUGUUGGCUGUUGAUUUCACAGCUUCAAAUGGAAAUCCUCGCCUCCCUGAUUCCCUGCAUUAUAUUGAUCCCUCAGGACGUCCAAAUGCAUAUCAGAGAGCAAUCUUAGAGGUUGGAGAAGUAUUGCAGUUUUACGAUUCAGACAAGCGAUUUCCUGCUUGGGGUUUUGGAGCCCGGCCAAUUGAUGGUCCAGUCUCUCAUUGUUUUAACUUGAACGGAAGCAGUACAUACUGCGAGGUUGAAGGAAUUCAAGGGAUCAUGAUGGCCUAUACAAGCGCACUCCUAAAUGUUUCUCUUGCAGGUCCAACUCUUUUUGGUCCUGUCAUCAGCAAUGCGGCACAAAUUGCUGGCCAAUCUCUUGCAAAUGGUCGGCAUAGAUACUUCGUGCUGUUAAUAAUCACGGAUGGUGUCGUGACGGAUCUUCAAGAAACCAAAGAUGCCUUGGUGAAAGCAUCUGACUUGCCAUUGUCAAUCCUCAUUGUUGGGGUUGGUGGAGCUGAUUUUAAGGAAAUGGAGGUUUUAGAUGCGGAUAAAGGAGAAAGGCUAGAGAGUUCCAAUGGACGUGUUGCUACCCGUGACAUCGUCCAAUUUGUUCCCUUUCGAGAUGUACAAAGUGGAGAGAUAUCUGUGGUUCAAGAACUCCUAGCAGAACUACCCACACAAUUUUUAACGUACAUGCGGAGUAGAGAAAUGAAACCGAGCUAUUAAGUUUUCGAGGAUUGUACAUAAAAAGAAGUUGGAUUUGAGUGAUUGGUUUUGGGCCAUGUGAGGUUUCCUUUUGGAAGAGUAAGGGGUAGUUGCUGCCACGACGUGACAUUCUCUAGAUUUCUGUUCGUGUUAUCAGGAGGCUCAUUCUUUUAUCUAGCGCAUCACAGUCGCAUUCUCAUCACUUGCUUCCUUCACCUGCUGUGGGAGCUGCACACCUAUGUUUAGCACAUGACAGGUCGGAACUUGUAUCUGUGCCCUCCUCUAUGAUCACUAAGUGUAUUUUGCUAAUUCAUGUGAAGGUGAAGAACUGACAGUGACACAAGGGACGAGAGAGAUGGAAGGUGAAGGGAAGGUCACUAUUAUGCUCAAGCAUUAUAGGUGAUCUUAUUUUGAUGGGUCUUUAUGUAAUGAACUUGUCUGAUUAAUUAUUUUCUGCGAAAUCUAAAAAAUCAAAA